Messenger RNA from Pimephales promelas (fathead minnow), 5478 nucleotides. The record is from RefSeq and is a predicted model, not a curated record. Lineage: Eukaryota; Metazoa; Chordata; Actinopteri; Cypriniformes; Leuciscidae.
UGUUGGGGUGGGCAGAACACCGGGCGUCAGAGAGGGAGCGAGAUCUAUUCACACACACUCUUAUAUUGCUUGAGUGCUCAGGGUUCGGCAGAGUGCCUUGAGAAUCUCUUGUAGGCUACCCUGUUUUUCAAAUAAAAACGUUUUCCAUUGAGACCUAAUAGCUCGUUUUUAACAAUUUCUCUACAACAUUCAAGGGCUGAAUAACUCUUUAUUACUCUCAAAGAGAGUGUUAGCCUCGAGGCGUUGACUCUGUGAGUGCACAUUUAUUUCGUCCAGCAAAAUGGCAAAAGAUGAGAAGAAGAGCGCGUGGAAAGAGUUCUUCUGGAACCCGAGGACGCGCGAGUUCUGUGGGAGGACCGCGAGCAGUUGGGGUCUGAUCCUGCUGUUUUAUCUGGCAUUCUACAUUUUCCUGGCUGGAUUAUUUGCUCUCACCAUGUACGUAAUGCUACAGACACUCGACGACCACAAGCCAACAUACCAAGAUAGACUUGCUACUCCAGGGAUGAUGAUCAGGCCUAAAGGAGAGCAGUUGGAGAUAGAUUACACAGUGGAGUACACAGAGACCUGGGAAAGAUAUAUCCAGGCCCUCGAUAACUUCCUCUCUCCCUACAAUGACUCAGUCCAGGCCCAGAAGAAUUACGAGUGUAGACCGGAUCAGUACUUCAUCCAGGCGGACAGCGGCAGUUUGAAAAACUUCCCCAAGCGUUCCUGCCAGUUCAAACGCUCCAUAUUGGAGGAUUGCUCUGGGAUCAAGGACCGUUAUUAUGGUUACAAUGAGGGCAAGCCCUGCGUCAUCAUCAAGCUCAACCGUGUGAUCAAUUUUCUUCCUUCUUCAAACAGCAACCCUCCUUACGUCACAUGUGGUGCUAAGAAAUACAAAGUUGGGAAAGACGAGUGGGCGGAUGACACAGACAAAAUUGGUGAAAUGAUGUACUUUCCCCCCAAUGGCACCUUCAAUCUUAUGUACUAUCCAUACUACGGCAAGAAAUCCCAGGUAAACUACUCUCAGCCUCUAGUGGCCAUUAAGUUCCUCAACAUCACCAUGAAUGAGGAUGUCAACGUGGAGUGCAGAAUCAACGCUGACAACAUUAAAGCGGGCAGUGACCGAGACAAGUUUGCUGGGCGCAUUUCCUUCAAACUGAGAAUCAACUCCAGAUUUUAAAUAGAUGACAGUGUGUUCCUUUAUUUUACACACACACUCACACACAGAGAGAGAGAGAGAGAGAGAGAGUGUAUGAUUAUGCACAGAAGGCACAGCUAGAGACAUAAAGACAGGCACGUCAAUCUUCAGCACAGGCAGGAAUAAUAUUUAAAUAUUUCAAAGCAUUGUAAUCUUUUCUUCAUUUGAGACUGUUGUGAGGCUGUAGAUAGUUAUCAAGGUUGUGGCUUUGUGUGUAUUAAUGUGUGUACAUCUGUGUGUGUGUGUGUGUGUGUGUUUGCAUGUGUGAGUUGAGAUAUUACAGUAUUUAUUUUCUGAAACAAAAGUUAAACCGCAUGCUCGGCUAUGAGAGCUAUUUAUUAAAUAAUUCAUUAUUCUAUUAAACAAUAUUAAAAAUAAAGGGACAUCAUUUUUUAAAAGGAGAAAAAGUCAGAACUUAAAAAAUGCUGUAUUUCUUCCAUUAGUAGCAGUAAUAAUUUAUCAGAAAAUAAUUAUGAUUUUAAAGCAGUUGUCUAUGACUUAAUGUGCUAUGCUGGCAGGAUCUCAUGUUCGGAGUGAGAUAUCAGUUGUGAAGAGUGGUACUGAAACCUCUCCUCUGUCUGAUUUGUGACUUUAUAAGUGAAGAGGAUAUUUUAUACCAACAUGUAGAUAGCACUGAUCAAAGUCAGCUCAACAUUCAUCUUCAACACACAUGAAAAAUCUGAUACGUUAUGAUUCAUACAAACAUUUCUGCAUUUCUUUUGGUUUCGGCACUGACUGUCAUAUGCGUCACGUUUCAUUUAUCAGGAGGCGUGUCUAUUUAAGUUUGUUUAUAUGUAUAAAUAGAUAUUUUGCAGUAUUUUCCUUUCUUUUUUGCAUGUGUAAUCCUAAUUGUCUCAUGUGGUGAGGUGAUGUUUUGUAUUGAUUUGCACCUGCUCAGAGGAUUACAACAGGCCUGGGUUCAGUUCAAAAUCUGACAAAAUAGGUAGAAAAAGUUGAAUAUGUGUGUGUGAGAAUACGUAUGGAUUUCUACAUGUGUGUGUGUGUUUUAUUUUAUUUUAUUUCUUUUAUGUUAAUCUUUGUGCACAAUUUACUUUCUUAAUAUUUUUGGAUUUUGUUGUAAGUGAUUCCAUAGAGACAGAUAGAGAGGCUCUAAGACCAGGAACAGCAGGCUUAUGUCUCUGCUAAUAGGGGAGACAGAAGUGAAUCCAACCUAGUCCUCACCCUGCAUGAGUCAAUAAAACAAACAACAACAAAAACAAGGUCACCCACCUCAUUUCUCAUCAUUUUCAUAAUCUCUUUUCGUUUUUAUGUUUUGCUUUGAGCACAUACACCUCAUUCUCUGUGAGGUGUCUUGUGUUUCAUGUUUAGGCUACUGUCUUACAGAGAAGAGAAUGGAUCACCCAUUAGAAUGUACACACACGCUUCUCUGUGUCGUAGUCGCUAUGACAAGAGUUUGUGUGUGUACACCUCCUCUAAUGCCCUAAUCCUUUAAUCUCAAUAGAUAAUCCAAGUAUGGUGCUCUACACACCAACAUCUAUCUAUCUAUCUAUCUAUCUAUCUAUCUAUCUAUCUAUCUAUCUAUCUAUCUAUCUAUCUAUCUAUCUAUCUAUCUAUCUAUCUAUCUAUCUAUCUAUCUAUCUAUCUAUCUAUCUAUCUAUCUAUCUGACAUAAGUUUAGUGUCUUCAUUUAUUGAAGAAUAUUUAAAUUGAGUCACAAAAUAGUUCAUUACAUUUGAUCACAUUCACAUGUUGCUCUGUGAUGUCUGUAUUGCAUUUUUUUUUUGUGCUAGGUAAGGAUGUUAUCUGACCCAGCAGAGAAAGCUUCAAAUCAACAAAAUGAAAUAUUCAUUUACCUCAGGUCCCAGCUCACAUAUCAUUACAGUAACUUGAUCCUGUUCAAUUAUAGUCAUGCACACUCUGGAGUGAAACAUCAACAUAAUUCUAAUUGUGCAAUAUAAUUCCAAUAUUGUUCUAAUUGUUUUUGAGGAUGCUGUUCAUUUUUAAUACAAUGCUUAAAAAGGCAUGUAAGUGCAUACUUUGUUGCUUGCAGGGAAUGCAGGCUUGGAGAUUUUGUAAACAGCGCCCCCACGCCACCAACCGUUUCUAUAGGUGAACUACACAUUUAAUAGUACUAGCAUGUGGAUAUCAAAGUUCACCCAAAAUUAUGUCAUCAUUUACUCACCCUCAAGUUGUUACAAACCUCUAUGAGGUUUUUUUUCUCAUGUUGUACACAAAGGAAGACCCAUUGACUUCCAUGUUUGUUUGUUUGUUUGUUUGUUUGUUUUUUCCUACUAUGGAGGUCAAUGGCUACUACCAACUGUCUGGUUACAAACAUUCUUUAAAUUAUUUUAUAGUUUAUCAGUAGAAAGAAACAGGUUUGGAACAACUUGAAGGCAAGUAAGUGAAGACAGAACUCCAUGUUUGGGCGAACUAUCCCUUUAAUAUGCAUCUUUUGAAAAGCAAUAUGUUUUUAUUUUGUGUCCAUUUCGUGUAUGAAGAAGAGUUACAUAAUACAUGUUUAUUUACCUUUGGAAUGGCUGAUCAUGAAGAUAAUUAUGUAUUAGUAGCAUAUAUUUAAAUGAUUAGAUGUGUUUUAAAAUCACAUGCAAUACAGAAAAGAUAUAAAAAGUAUAUUUUCAAAGAACCUAUAUUUUUAUUUUUGUUGAGCAUUUUAUGAAAAAAAGCAUGUACCAGCUGGGGAAUGUAUACGAUAGAUAUUAAGCUUUGCAGUGCUUAUAAAGGAGGUCACAAGACUUAGACCAAGAAAGUAAAGAUUUAUUGUCACUAUAUAGUCUGCCUUUGAAAUACUAAAAUAUAUGCAACUUUUAUGUUUCAUAUAAUUUCACAGUGAUAAUACAGAUCAUAGCAAAGAUGAUUAUUAACCAUGUGAACUGAACAGCUUUUGAAAACAAGGUGACAAGUCAUCCAUCUAAUGUAUAUGAAGCAUAUGAAAAUAGAAAAUGCUGUGGUUUGGAUGUAUUUGAACAGAUGGAGUGGGUUGUGUAAACAGGCCCAGCAACAACACAGAACAAAACUGCAGUUCAUUCGAUAUGGCUCAAUGUUCACACAGAACUGGACAUUGCACAAAGUGUGCUGAAAUGUUUGAUGAACUAUAAGUGGGUGAAAUUAUAUAGUCAGUUAAAUUAAUUAUAUGAACACCCUAUAUACGUUCAGACGCUUAAUCUAAUCUAAUGUAUUGAAAUAACAAACUUAAUAAAAUGAACAAAAAUACACUGUCUGCUCUUCAUCAAUAAAAUCUGCAUUAGAAAUUGCACCAGAACUCAAUUCUGGUGGGUUAAAACCAAGAUUUCUUGGGUUUACAUUAGUGAUAUCUGUUUAACUAAAACAGACUAAUAAAGAGCAGAGCUGGCAUACCCACACAAUUGCAUGCUUAGUAGUUUCAUUGUCCAUAAGAACAUGAAUGCCAUCUGUGUUUGUGUAAGUUAGCCGUUAUAAAUCAUUUUCAUGCAUGUUAGUAGCAGUGGUCAUUAUGCGAAACUUUAUGAAAAACUGCCUCAGCUAUAAUCCGAAUUAUGGCCAAUUUCAUUGCAAUAAAUACUGAGUUUUGAUUUGAAAACAUUUCUUUAUUUGCAUGAGCUUUGGUUUCCUGAAAUAAUAUGCAUGUGUGACUCAAUGCAAGGUUACAUAUCCAUUUUUAUGUUUAAAAAUGUGAUUCCAUUUCAUAAAUAUUAUCAUUAUAAUAUCUCUAAAUCUCGAAAUAUUUAGAAAGAAUGUUUUAAGCAAAACGUUUCAGUACAUUUUCAAGUUUACUGUUAAAAAUUAUUGUAAAGUAAUAUAAUUUAGCCACAUUUAGCCAAUUUUAGCCACAUUGAGAGGUUUCUGUAAACCAACCACUUACGUAAAGAAAACAAGUGAAAUAAAAUAGUUGCAGUGCUGUCUAGUUUGUCAUCAUGUCAUCGUGCCAGAAUAGAUGAAGGUGUGUGUGAGGGUUGAAUAUAUCGCCUGGAAAAUCAUUAGGUAUCAGUAGCACAGUUAUAAAACUGAAUUUGAUAAGUAUAUGGAUUGUAAAAACGUUGUUCUGCUAAAACUGAACUUACAUAACAAAGUCUGUCACUUUUUCUGUGCCUGCAUUGCUGGAUCUUUCAUAAUCAACUUCAAUUAUGGUGCAAAACGGCUAAUGUCUUCACAAAAUCAAUGCAUGUUUUUUUUUCUCUCCAAUAUCAGGAAAACAGAUGACAAACUCCAAGCACAGCAUGUUGACCAGUUGCUUAGUUUCUAUAAAAAGUUAUGUUAACAAUAUUAAUUAUUGAUUUAUAUUCUGUAUUUAUGUAAAUGGUCUUCUAUGUAAAUGUAUAUGACAAUUACAAUACAGAAUAU